This is a messenger RNA of Oncorhynchus mykiss (rainbow trout), 4670 nucleotides long. RefSeq lists its product as uncharacterized. NCBI's taxonomy places the organism in Eukaryota, Metazoa, Chordata, Actinopteri, Salmoniformes, Salmonidae. The record is from RefSeq and is a predicted model, not a curated record.
GCGUGACUGCACAAAAACGGACCAUCGAAACACAUUGACUUCUACGCUAUAUUACUUUCAAGAGUUAUCCUACCUAAAGUAGUUUGAAAUGUAAUGUAUUUGCCUUAAUCUAUGUUUAAUAUACCUUAUAAAAGGCCGUAUUUGUGUGAUCGCUAGUGCAAAUUCGUUGUUCUUCUGUGGUACUGUAGAUUGUUGGCAAUAUUUCGCAUGUAGCUGGCGGGAAGUGAAAAUGUUAUCAUAUAUCUCCCUUUACGAUAUUUUCAUCAAUUAGCCACUGGAAGGUGUUUUUUUUUAGCCAGGGCGUUCCGCACUUAAUGUUUUUGAAAAUCACGGUCGAUUAAUGUGAGGAAAGUACUUACACCGGGGCUUUUUCUGGAUGGUAGCGUCCCACUGGAAGGAUCCGCUGUGAGUCUGCUUUGUUUCUCAAACCAUACAUACAUUUUAUCUGGUCCCCCACAGGAGAAUUGUAUGUUUAACUAUUGCAAUGUGAGUUUUAUUAAUAGGUUAUCAGUCCUCGAUUAACAACCAUCAGCUCCUUUUUUGACCCCUUUGAAGCGCUCUGACAUUUCCACCACAAUGUCUCAGUCAGAGACGUGUUGCAUUUGUGGGGUGAGGUUUGUGAGGGGGCCCAAGGGUUACAACAGGAGGAAAGUCACCACGCUGACCAGCCCCAAGACCUUCCAGCUAGUCUUUGACAUCACUCCUGAUGACUCCUCCUUCCUCUGCUGGGUCUGUCUUGGUGUGCUCAGAAGGAAAACCAAGCAGGAUGGGAAGCUUUGGACUUGGUCAGAUUUGCCAACAAAAGUUGGCAGACCUCGAAAGCCCCGUGCCGAAAUACCAAGCUCAUCCACAACUUUACCAAAUCUAACUCCAAUUAUAACCAACCCAUCCUCUUUAUCCAUAGAAGAGGAGUGCAUUGCUUCUAAAAAAAACAAACGGAGGACAGUUCGUCAGUGGGACGGGGAAAAAUGGACCACCUUGACUUCUUGUUCCCCAGAAUCCCAUUCAACAACCAUCAGACGACCUCCAACGCCCAUAGCCCCAACCACACACUCUUCAACACCAUCAAAACAAGUCAAUUCCUCAGCAUUAUCAAGUCAAACUUCAAAUCAGAUCAGUUCCUUGUUCUCCUUUGGAGAGCGGACAACAAAAAGACAUCCGAAGGCGCCCCAAUCUACAACACACUCCACACUCCCGUCUCCGGUCCCCGUUGACGAAGGUAUAAGGCCCAAGAAGAAGAAGCUCCCUUUCUCCAAGACUAAGCAGAGCUAUGGGUUUGGACCUCAUGCCAAGGCCCUGUAUUACAUGAACAGCCACCAGCACCUGAAGGCCUUCAGGUCCUUGAUGAAGACCAAAGCUAGGGAAGCCAUGACCCUUUUCCUCGCCGAGGUCAUCGCCCAGGAGAGUAAGGUAUUGAUGAAGGACCAACGUGGGCCGUUGCGUCAGCCGCUGACUGAGGCGAGUGUGAGUGGGUUUUCCUGGGACACGGUUCUAGCGUGGGGGGAAGAAAAGGCCCCUAUAACCCUGGCCUGUCUUAGGGCCAUGUUCCCCAAACCCAACACCAUCAGGACACAGGUUAUGAUGGGAGCAAGGAAAACGAAACGCCCGAGGACAGAAGAGGAGGCAGGUGAUGUCGUCAGCCAGAGGGCGGGGCUUAUCUUGGCCAUCGUCCUCUACACCUCCAUGCAUAAGUGCAACUUCAUCCAGGCCUCUCUGGGGGUCGAGUUCUGGAAACAGGGGUGUCCUCUCAGCGUGUUCAAAGCCCUCAGUGCCCUGGGGGUGUGUCCCAGUGCUGCCUCCACCAGGAGACACGCAGAGAGGCUGAUAACCGGCUUUGAUCCACCUCAGCAGGACCGGACAGAGGGGGUGGAGGAGGAGCCUGGGGAUUCCUUUUGUAGAUCUGAGGAUGAGAGUCAGACUCUGAGUUGUUCUGAAGAGUAUCCCAGUUCCUCCCCAACCCACUCUCUGAAUUGGUUCUCAGACCAAUCCCACUCCAGAGACGGGUCCUCGUCCGAUCGGAGUUCCAGACCUGACUCCAGAUCUCGCUCCAGGAGCGACGACUACCAAGGCCCCACUCAGAGGCCUGACUCCCGGGAGUACCAGAAUCUGAUCAAAGAACAUGGUUACCACAAAGUCCAGAAACCUACAUUGAGUCGAUGGACGAAGAACAGUGAGGACAAAAGGGAGGCAAAGGAAAAACCUGUUCAAAAUCUCAAGAGAAGGAAGAUGACGAAAAAGAAACCUGCUCAAUCGCCUCCAGUAGUAAACGCAACUGGCGCGCACCGUUCAGACACGGAGACUUCUCAAGUAAGUAAGGUAAACAUGGAAAUCGUUGAAUCGUCUCAAGUAGACAACACACACAUGGAACCCGUUCAACUCAGCGAUACAAACAAGAAACCUGCUCAUAUAAGUGAGACAAAUGUACAACUUGCUCAAAUGUCUGAAAUGAGCGAGACAAACAUGGAACAAAUUAAAAUGCCCAAAAGAGGCAGGCCAAGGAAGGAACUUGCUCAAAUGUCUGUCAUGAGCGAGACAGUCAUGGAACAAAUGAAGAUUCCUAAAAGAGGCAGGCCAAGGAAGGAACUUGCUCAAAUGUCUGUAAUGAGCGAGACAAACAUGGAACAAAUGAUAAUGCCCAAAAGAGGCAGACCAAGGAAGGAACUUGUUCAAGUAAGUAAAACAAACAUAGAACACACUCAAACUCCACAAAUAACAGACACACACUUGGAACCUGUUCACAAGCUCAGAAGUCCAAGGAAGAAACCUGUCCAAACGCCCCAGGUAACUGAUACACAACACAAACCCAUUCAAGUAACCAAUACAGAUAUUAAACUUGCUGAGACAAACAAAGAAUCAGUUGUACAGGCCAAGAAUGGGAGGCCAAAGAAGGGAUUUGUUCAAAUUCCACAAUUAACCGACACUUGCAUGGAACCCAUUCCGGUAAGUGAGGUAAACGCGGACACCACUUUAAUGCCCAGUAACAUGAGAUCAAGGAAGAGACCCAGACGAGUUCCCCAAGUAUCCGGCACAAACCAGGAAUUAACUCAAAUGCCCAAAAUAACCAAAAUGAACAAGGAAUCCUGCAAAAUGCUUCAGAAAAUGGACACACGCAUGGCACCUGCUGUAACAUCUAAAAGAGGGCGGACAAGGAAGGGACCAAUUGAAAUGUCUCAAGAAACCGACUUACACACAGAAGCCGGUCUAAUGCCUCAAGCUGGUGAAAUGAAUCAGCAACUUAUCGAAGGACUGGAAAUAAAUAAAGAACCCGCUGAACCCCAAAAUCUCACUGGAAAGGCUAAAGUAAAUCAGAGAAAUAAAGUACCUGCAAAGACACCUGAAACACUAGAUCAAAUGGAAUUAAUUCCAAAGCGCAGAGGCAGGCCAAGGAAAGAACUUGCUCAAGUGAUCAACACAAGCAAGGAAACCCCUUCAAUGCAUAAAAUAAGCAAAACGGGCAAAGAACCUGCUCUUACACGGGAGAUAAAAAUUAUUGUCAAUAGGAUGGAAAGCUGUAGUGCAGCUGAAAUGCCCCAAAUACGUGAGAUGAACAAUGAACCUGUUCAAGUAAGUGCGGAAAACUUUGAACCUGUUCAAAGACUGAGUGGGAAGUCAAUGGAGGGACUCGUUCAAAUGCCCCAAGUAAGCUGCACGGACAUGGAACCUGGUAAGUUAGGCAGGACCAUCAUGGAAACCACUUCAACUGCAAAAAGGACUGACAAAGAAUCCGUUCAAAGGCCUCAAGCAAACGAAACAAAAGCAGAACUUGCUCAAACGUCUCAGAUAAUGGAAACGAUAAAGGAACACAUUCAAAUAACCAACACAGACAAGGAAACCGCUUCCGUGCCCAAAAGAAGCUGCACAGACAUGGAACUUGCUAAAAGGUACAAAAUGAGUGACUUUCAGACCCGGGUAAUAAGAAUAGUUGACACUAGGAUGAGGGCAAACAAAGAAUCUGUUUCAAUUCCUCAAGUACACGACCCAAACCAGGACCCUGAACCUGCUGCAACACCUGAAAUAAGUGACACAAACAAACAAUCCACGCGAGUGAUCAGAAUAGUUGUUAACAGGAGGAUACCGGCAGACAUAUGUAGUCACACCCGGAAAAGCCUGGAGUGCCUGGCUGAGGUAGCAGCCAAAUGUGCUCCAUUAGAUGUUAAAUCUGCCGAAGAAGAUGGAUAGGUAGGUAGACGCAUGUUACUUAUCAUUAUAAGAAACUUCACAACAUGACGUCUCAGGAAAGAAAAUACAAAUUGUGAAAGGGUAUAACCCUAACCUGAGGGGUGGGGAAUAGUCUGCCUCGUCUUCUGUAUUCGUUUUACUGUAAUUGUACAUACCAGGCCUUUGUUUUAGCAAUUGUCUUCUCCACCUUGUUCAUUUAAUAUGUACAUAAUCCCAGAAACCUUCGUGUUUUUGUCAGUGUCCACUGUGGAUUUAAUGUUAAUCUUAUCCCAUUUUGUAUUUAGUUGUUCUGAUUGUACUUCUGUGGUUGUUGACAAUGUAAUAAAAAUGUAUAUGUUUUGUACAAAGGGAAUUACUGCAGUCUUAGUAUCCAUGCUCAUUUCAGGGUAUUUGUUUUCAUUACAAAUGUCAUUUGACUAAAAGCAGACUGUAAACCAAAACAGAUUUGCCCACCAAUCUUUAAGAUGGAAAAUAAAUUGAUAUGAAACAAC